Molecule: messenger RNA, 1772 nt
Organism: Cucurbita pepo subsp. pepo (vegetable marrow)
Lineage: Eukaryota; Viridiplantae; Streptophyta; Magnoliopsida; Cucurbitales; Cucurbitaceae
Product: GDP-mannose transporter GONST3
Source: RefSeq, a predicted model, not a curated record
UCGGACGUCUCGCCAUCUCCCUCGAGUCUUUCGUUGCCUCACUCACGGUCACUGCCGCACUCACCGUCGAUCAGCUGCAUUGCCGUCGAAUUCUCAGCCAUUGCGCAUUUGGCUGCUCAGCCCCCGCGCCUUCGACAGAGAAUCCAGGAGCCUUGGUCUUUUCUCUGCUAAAUUCGGUCUCUUCUCAAAUCUGCGCUACGUCGUUGAGUGAUUCUUGCAAACAGCUAUUGUAGAGGGAUGACAAAUCCUUGAUGCAUCCCUCAUGGAAAAUGAACUCAUAGAUGAAUGGGAGAUUAUUUGGGAGAGGAAUAAUCUCAUGUUGUCACGUCAAACAGCAGAAAUGAUUUCAAAUCCAUUCUGUUCUGAAAUCCUUUCAAAUACAAGUAUUCCAACCAGAGGGUAAAUUCAAUUCUUAGAACACCCAUUUUCCUUCCAUCAUUCACCUUCGGAUUCGAGAUUUGAGAAGCUUCUUGUUGGUGGCAGAUGUCUAAUAAAGAUGAUAUUGAGAACCCCAAUGCUGAUAAGGUCCAGAAAGGGUUAGUGGCUUCUGCUUUGUCAGGUGAGAGCCCACCAAACUGGUAUGCCAUUGUUCUACAGCAAGUCUCAAUAUAUGGUGUUGCUGCUGGGUACUGUGUUUCUGCAUCCCUGCUUUCCAUCAUCAAUAAAUGGGCAAUCAUGAAGUUCCCUUACCCAGGUGCACUGACUGCUCUACAAUACUUCACUAGUGCAGCUGGAGUUUUCAUUUGUGGUUGUGCUGGAUUUAUCGAAUACGAUCGACUUGAUCUCUUGACAAUGUGGCGGUUCCUACCUGCUGCAUUUAUAUUCUAUCUUUCCCUAUUCACCAACAGUGAACUUCUCUUGCAUGCCAAUGUCGAUACAUUCAUUGUUUUCCGCUCAGCAGUUCCAAUUUUCGUCGCUAUCGGUGAGACCCUUUUCCUGCACCAACCCUGGCCAUCAAUGAAGACAUGGGUCUCGCUCGCUAUCAUCCUCGGUGGCAGUGUUCUUUACGUACUGACAGAUUAUCAAUUCACAUUGGCAGCAUACAUUUGGGCUUCGGCUUAUCUCAUUAGCAUGUCCAUAGAUUUUGUAUACAUAAAGCAUGUUGUUAUGACCAUAGGGCUGAACACAUGGGGCCUUGUGCUGUAUAACAACUUAGAGGCACUUCUUUUGUUUCCAUUGGAGCUUCUUAUCAUGGGUGAACUCAAGAAAAUCAAGCACGAAAUCUCAGAUGAAUCUGAUUGGCACUCAUUUGCAGUGGUUUUGCCUGUUGGGUUAUCAUGUUUAUUUGGUUUGUCCAUAUCUUUCUUUGGGUUCUCUUGUCGCAGGGCAAUAUCUGCUACUGGAUUCACUGUACUCGGAAUUGUCAAUAAACUCCUCACUGUAGUGAUUAAUCUUGUCAUCUGGGAUAAGCAUUCGACGUUCAUUGGAACAAUGGGGCUAUUGAUAUGUAUGUCCGGUGGAAUCUUGUAUCAACAAUCUUCAAGCUCAAAGCCGAAAGAGGUGGUAGGGGCACAAGAAACAGUGGAAGAAGAGCAACAAAAGCUACUUGAUGAUAGGCCAAGCAAUUCAGAUGAACAACAAAAGCAAGUUGAGAUGCCAAGCGUUCCAGAUAGCAGCGACGCCGAGAACAAAGUUAGUCGAUCGGAGGAUGCGAGAUCAUGAGGUGCUUCUAAAUGGUAAUGCUUCUAUAACAAUUGUAUUUGGUUGCAUUAUUUGAUUCAUAUUUAUCAUUUGUAGCAUGCUAAUAUUGUUUAGUUGCAUUUUGAUGUAUA